AUGGGUACAUCUGAUAAUGACCUGCUGGACGCAGAAGUGCCAUUCGCUGAGUUAGCUGUCAUGCCGCCCAAGAUCAACGUCGAAUCUCUACCACUCCCCCGCGAAAAGGAAACGCUUGACGAAAGAAAAGGAAGAGGCAAGGUAGCAUACCAGAUGUCAACCCCCGACAAGAUAACGACUGCAUUUGCAAGGGUUGAAAACCACCUGGGUAAAUCUUAUAAUGACCAGCCAAACGCAGAAAUGACAUCCGCUAAUUUUGCUGCCAAGACGCCCAUCAUCACCGUCGAGCCUCUACCGCUCCCGCGCGAUAAGGAAACGCUUGACGUGAGAAGGGGUAGAGGUAAGGUAGGAAACCAGAUUUCAGCCCGCGAGAAGAGAAGGACUGCAUUUGCGAGGAGUGAAAGCCACAGGGGUAAAUCUGAUUAUGACCUACCAGACGCAGAAAUGCUAUCCUCAGAUUUCGCUGUCCAGACGCCCAACAUCACAGUCGAUCCUCUACUGCUCCCGCGCGAAAAGGUAACGCUUGACGGCGGAAAGGGUGGAGGGAAGGCAGGUUACGAGAUUUCAGCCCCGGAGAAUAUAACAUCUGCAUUUGCGAGGAGUGAAAUCCACAUGGGUAAAUCUGAUAAUGACAUGCCAAACACAGAAAUGCCAUCCAAUAAUUUCGCUGCUAAGCUGCCCAUCAUCACCGUCGACCCUCUACUGCUCCCGCGCGAAGACGUAACGCUUGACGGCGGAAGAGGGGGAGGAAAGGUAGGUUACCUGAAUUCAGCCCCGCAGAGUAUAACGACUGCACAUGCGGGGAGUGAAAUCCACAUAAAUAAAUCAGAUUAUGACCUGCCAACAACAGAAAUGACCUCCGGUAAUUUCGCUGCCAAAACGCCAAAGCUUACCAUCCAUCCUCUACUGCUCCCACACGAAGAGAUAACGCUUGACGGCGGAAAGGGUGAAGGAAAG
Molecule: messenger RNA, 957 nt
Organism: Dibothriocephalus latus
Lineage: Eukaryota; Metazoa; Platyhelminthes; Cestoda; Diphyllobothriidea; Diphyllobothriidae
Source: the annotation of a GenBank genome assembly